Messenger RNA from Penicillium cataractarum, 1323 nucleotides. RefSeq lists its product as uncharacterized. Bases 1 to 1323 code for a protein of 440 amino acids. Gene Ontology annotation, molecular function: homogentisate 1,2-dioxygenase activity. Gene Ontology annotation, biological process: L-phenylalanine catabolic process. NCBI's taxonomy places the organism in Eukaryota, Fungi, Ascomycota, Eurotiomycetes, Eurotiales, Aspergillaceae. Gene Ontology annotation, cellular component: cytoplasm. The record is from RefSeq and is a predicted model, not a curated record. The transcript has 6 exons.
AUGACAACUUCCACAUUCGAGAUCGAUGAUAAGUUUAAAUACUUAAAUGGCUUCAACGGCUACCAUCAGUCCGAAGCUGCAGAAGGCGCCAUCCCAUCAGUCAUCAACAUCCCUCAGAAAUCCAAAUACGGACUCUACACAGAACGCAUAUCGGGAAGCUCCUUCACCGUGCCGAGGAAAGACUCAAAGCAGACAUGGCUCUAUCGGCUUCUCCCAUCGACAUGCCAUGAAGAAUUCAGUCUUAUAGAGAAUCAUCCAUUCAAUCUCAACCAAGCCUCGGACUCCAAGUAUCAGUACUCACCCAGUCAAUCUACCUGGGCCCCGGUGCGAAUCGCCAAAGAAGCAGAUUUCAUCACUGGUCUUCAGUUGAUAGGAGGAGCUGGCAAUCCAACACUGAAAGAAGGUCUGGCAUACUAUGUCUUCACCGCUGGAAAGUCAAUGCCACCCAACCAGGCAUUCUACAGCGCAGAUGGAGACUUUCUUCUAGCACCCCAAAAGGGCUCUCUCGACUUGCUCACAGAAAUGGGCUAUCUACGAGUCCGAGCCAACGAAAUUUGCGUUGUUCCGAGAGGAAUCCGUUUCCACGUUUCACUCCCAACAGGUCCCGUUCGAGGCUUUGCGCUUGAAUUGUUCGAGGGCCAUUUCGAGUUACCUGAACUUGGGCCGAUUGGCUCUACUGGCCUAGCUAACAUUCGGGACUUUGAAAUUCCUACUGCCAGCUACGAUAACUCGGAUGUUGAUAUGGAUAUAAUUGCGAAAUUUGCUGGGCAAUUGCACGGGACUAUCCACAGGGGUAGUAUCUUCAAUGUUGUUGGGUGGCAGGGUACAUAUUAUCCCUAUAAGUAUGAUCUGGGUAAAUUCAACACUAUCGGUUCAGUCUCAUAUGAUCACCCGGACCCGUCGAUCUUCACAGUCCUUACUUGCCCAUCAUCUAUCCCAGGUGAAGCCGUCGUCGACGUUGCAGUCUUCGGUCCUCGCUGGCUCGUCAUGGAGAAGAGCUAUCGUCCGCCAUACUUUCACCGAAACACCAUGUCGGAGUUUGCUUUUCUCAUCAAAGGCGGCUUUGAUGUUACCCCGUUACCUCCACAGUUGGAGGGAUUAUUCUCGUUGAGCAACACGAUGUGUGCCCAUGGAGCAGACCCGGAGAGCUGGAAACAAGCGACUGAGAAGGUGCUGCAGCCUCAGAAGAUUCCACCUGGAAACUUGGGGGUUAUGUUUGAGAGCCGGUAUAUCAUCGGUUUGACUAAGGGAGCGAAUAACACGUUGAUGAAAUUGCCCGGAAAGUCUGCGGCUUUCGGAGAGUUUGAGAGGGCGAAGAUAUAA